Molecule: messenger RNA, 1119 nt
Organism: Nestor notabilis (Kea)
Lineage: Eukaryota; Metazoa; Chordata; Aves; Psittaciformes; Psittacidae
Gene: SRM
Product: spermidine synthase
Exons: 6
Biological process (GO): spermidine biosynthetic process
Cellular component (GO): cytosol
Molecular function (GO): spermidine synthase activity
Source: RefSeq, a predicted model, not a curated record
GUGCUGAUCAUCGGUGGCGGCGACGGGGGAGUGCUGCGAGAGGUGGUGAAACACCCGACCGUGGAGUCCGUGGUGCAGUGCGAGAUCGAUGAGGAUGUGAUCCAGGUAUCUAAGAAGUACCUCCCAGGGAUGGCAGUGGGGUAUUCCAGUGCAAAGCUAACCUUGCACGUGGGAGAUGGUUUUGAGUUCAUGAAACAAAAUCAAGAAGCCUUUGAUGUGAUUAUCACGGACUCGUCUGACCCCAUGGGUCCUGCAGAAAGCUUAUUCAAAGAGUCUUACUACCAGCUGAUGAAGACAGCCCUGCGAGAAGAUGGGAUUCUUUGCUGCCAAGGUGAGUGCCAGUGGCUGCACCUGGAUCUCAUUAAGGAGAUGCGUCAGUUCUGCAAGUCUCUGUUCCCUGUGGUGGAAUACGCCUAUUGCACCAUCCCCACGUAUCCCAGCGGGCAGAUUGGCUUCAUGCUCUGCAGCAAGAACCCGAACACGAAUUUCCGGGAGCCUGUGCAGCAGCUCUCACAGCAGCAAGUAGAGGAGAGGAGUCUGAAAUACUACAACUCUGACAUCCAUCGGGCAGCUUUCAUUCUGCCGGAGUUUGCACGGAAGGCCCUGAGUGACGUGUGAGGCUGAGAAGCUGCUUCCUUCCUUCAAGUUGGACCUGAGAUCAUCAGUGACGUGGUUGGGACCUUCCCAGCAGACUGCAGAUUUGCUCUCCACUGUGUGGGAUUGUUUAACCCUUUGCCAGCCAACACUCCCUUUGAUGAUGUGUUAAAGAUGAUGGUGCAUAAGCCAGAUAAGACUAUUGAAAAGGUCCGCUGACUUAUUGCGUGAGGUCAAAACUGUUCUUUCCAGUGCUGGAAACGUAAGAUGUCUUUUUCCUUUCUCUCCAUUCUGAAUUCUCCCCUCCCUGUGGCCCCCAUCCCACCUCCAUCCCCUGCAACUGACAUGAUGUAUUUAUAACUGACAUGUAUUUCUGUCUGGUGAUCUUCUGAAACCUGGGGAGAGUGCAGAAGGGUCACUGCCUCAGCCUUAAGCACAGAGAGCAAGAGCUUUGUGCACAGAGUUGUUGCUCUCUCCUGAUAGGAGCUCCCUGCUGCUGAGACGGUUUGACUGGUAACGGGUCUG